Molecule: messenger RNA, 1460 nt
Organism: Erythranthe guttata (spotted monkey flower)
Lineage: Eukaryota; Viridiplantae; Streptophyta; Magnoliopsida; Lamiales; Phrymaceae
Product: zinc finger CCCH domain-containing protein 14
Molecular function (GO): metal ion binding; mRNA binding
Source: RefSeq, a predicted model, not a curated record
GUUCAAUUCCGAUCUACGGUCUAGAUUGUUCUCCACUGUAACCCCUCUGUAGACGCGCACACAUCGGAUACUUUCUUCCCACGCUUUAUAUUUUCUGCUGCCUGUUUGUUUGCGUUUAUUCACAAAUUAAAUUCUAAUUUCUAACCCCCUCUUCUUCCCCAGAAAUCCGCCGUCUGCAAAAAUGCAAAAGGAGAACGUUUCGUACGAUUCGUUAAUUACUUCCUCCGCCGCCGCCGCCGAUAAAUCCUCCGCCUCCGCGGCGUCGAUGCUGCACUUCUCCGGCGGCAAUCCGUUCCUCUCCCCCAAUUCACCGACCUACGUGAACUCCGACGCCUCAUUGUACACCUCCCUCUUCCAGAACCACUCCCCGUCGGAAAACGCCUCGUUCGACGGCGGAGACACCGAUCGCCGCCUCCACGACGCCAGCCGCGUCCUCGAGUACCAGCAGCUCUACAACGACUACACACUCUGCCUCGCUCAGCUCUGCGAUUCCGUCGAAGAGGUGGAAGCGCUCCGCCGCGAGAAUGAUUCCCUCCGCCUCUCCAAUGCGGAUCUCUCCCACCGAGUCGCCUUACUUUUCUCCCGCGAUCGGCUUCUCUCCGGCUUCAACCGCCUCAACCUCGGCUCCACCUCAGCAGCCGCCGCCGCCGCGCCGCCGCGCGCGGCGGCGGCUCACAUCGCAGCAACUCAACCUCUCACCGUACGCAAUCGAGCCGAUCGGAAGGGAACUGAAAGAGUUACGCUUCCGAAGAGCAUUUCGGUGCGAUCCAGUGGCUAUCUGAAGAUGCCUCGACCGAUUUCCGACGCGACUGAGAAUAAAGCACUACUGAGUCAACCCGCUGCUGCAUCGCAGAGGGUGUAUGUACCAGCAGGAUCCAAAAAGGAAGAACCACUGGAGCUGGAUGUAUACAACCAAGGAAUGUGGAAAACCGAGCUCUGCAACAAAUGGCAGGAGACCGGCGCGUGUCCGUACGUCGACAACUGCCAAUUUGCCCAUGGAAUCAAAGAGCUCCGGCCGGUGAUCAGGCACCCACGCUACAAGACAGAGGUCUGCCGCUUGUUGCUCGCCGGAGGCAGCUGCCCGUACGGCCACCGCUGCCACUUCCGCCAUUCUCUCACUGAGCAGGAGCGCCUCACGGCGGCCGCGCCACCACCACCACUACCUCGUUGAUAUAUUAAUUUGGUGAGUAAUAAGAAAUCGAAAAUUUCCUUGAUUCAAUUUUGGGGAUUAAUUAAAAUUGGGUACUUGUAAAGUGGUUGAUCCUAUAAUUAAUUUCAUUUUUGAGUGAUGCAUUGCAUUCAAUACUUUCAUCAAAUAUUCGGUAUAAAAUUUUGCUUGCUAUUCGGUAUAACUUGGUAAAUAUUUACACAUUUGGAGCAAGUCAUAUAUAUGUUGGUUAAAGAUAUUGUAAUAUCGUUGUUAAUAUUUUGUCGCUAUUUUUAUAUUUUUGGAUUUAUAA